AUGAAGGGUCUAAUGAGAUUCAGACAGAAGGGGAAGCUAGCGCCAUGGUUCAUUAGCCCUUUUGAGGUCCUGGAUCGUGUGGAAGCCAUAGCAUACCGCCUUGGGCUACCUACUGCACUGGCUGACAACGCCUCUUACACCAAGGAACCUAUCCGCAUCUUGGACUACAAGGAGCAGCUCCUCCAGACUAAGACGAUACCAUUAGUCAAGGUUCUUUGGUCACACCAUGGAGAAGAAGAGGCGACGUGGGAACGAAAAGCUGAGGUUAAGGAGAAAUACCCUCACUUGUUCAAUAACACACCUUAG
Molecule: messenger RNA, 306 nt
Organism: Magnolia sinica
Lineage: Eukaryota; Viridiplantae; Streptophyta; Magnoliopsida; Magnoliales; Magnoliaceae
Exons: 2
Coding region: 1-306 (101 amino acids)
Source: RefSeq, a predicted model, not a curated record